Prosopis cineraria is the source of this 1598-nucleotide messenger RNA. RefSeq names its product patatin-like protein 2. Gene Ontology annotation, biological process: lipid metabolic process. The transcript is spliced from 7 exons. The record is from RefSeq and is a predicted model, not a curated record. Lineage: Eukaryota; Viridiplantae; Streptophyta; Magnoliopsida; Fabales; Fabaceae. Bases 153 to 1412 code for a protein of 419 amino acids. Gene Ontology annotation, molecular function: monoacylglycerol lipase activity; glycerophospholipase activity.
GAAAGUUAAGUGAAGUAGGAAUAUUAUGCAGCCCGCCGCUGACUUCGUCUUCGUCGUUAUCAUUUCUAAUACCUCCAUUGAAGUUUCCCUAUUAGUACUAGCUGCCAUUCUUAGAGCUGGGAGUCCUGCACUGAAUUGUCUGUCUCCUAUCAAUGGAAAGAGCAAAGUCAUCCGUUGAACAAAUCCAACCCCCGACUUAUGGGAACUUGGUAACCAUUCUGAGCAUCGACGGCGGUGGCAUUAGGGGUAUAAUCCCCGCCACUAUUCUUGCUUUCCUCGAAUCUAAACUCCAGGAGCUGGACGGGGAGGAUGCAAGACUUGCAGACUAUUUCGAUGUGAUCGCAGGAACAAACACGGGCGGUCUUGUGACGGCCAUGCUAGCUGCUCCGGAUAAAAACAAUCGCCCCGCUUUUGCUGCUAAAGAUAUCAAACCCUUUUAUCUGGACCACUGCCCAAAAAUUUUCCCUCAGCGCGGGGGGGUGUGCGCGACGGUGGUAGCAAAAGUAAUCAGAUCGUUGGGAGGACCCAAAUACGACGGAAGAUAUCUUCACUGGAUCGUCGGAGAGAAGCUGGGAGAAACUCGUCUGCAACAGACGCUUACCAACGUUGUCAUUCCCACCUUCGACAUCAAGACCUUGCAGCCAACCAUUUUUUCUUCUUAUCAGAUUAAGAGGAAUCCUUGCCUGAACGCAAGACUCGCAGACAUAUGCAUCAGCACAUCGGCGGCGCCUACUUAUCUUCCUGCCCACCACUUCAAGAACCAAGGCGCUGGCAAAGAACGUGAAUUCAACCUCAUUGACGGUGGCGUGGCUGCAAAUAAUCCGACUCUAGUGGCUAUGAACCAGAUAACGAAACAGAUAAUGGACGAGAAUCCGGACUUCUACGCGUUGAAGCCCCUGGAAAUUAGGCGCUUCCUAAUAAUCUCACUAGGGACGGGCACGCCCAAGAAUGAGCAAAAAUUCACUGCACAAGUAGCAGCCAAGUGGGGCCUACUGGAUUGGCUAUCCCACGGGGGCUCUACGCCUUUAGUGGACGUGUUCACUCAAUCAAGCGCGGAUAUGGUUGAUUUCCAUGUAGCUACUGUCACUCAAGCACUUCAAUGCGAAGAUCAUUAUCUCCGAAUACAGGAUGAUACACUGACGGGCACAGAUUCUUCUGUCGACAUUGCUACGGCAGAGAACUUGCGGAAGCUGGAACAGAUUGGGGAAAGGCUGUUGAAGAAACCUGUCUCUAGGGUGAACCUGGAGACUGGGCAGUUUGAGCCAGCAGAAAACGGUGGGACCAAUGAGGAAGCUCUCGUUAGGUUUGCGAAUUUACUUUCCCAUGAGAGAAGACUCCGAGAUAUGAGAUCUCCACACACCAACAAGGCCUUGAGAAGCGGCGCCGUCGUCAAAUUGGAUGUGUCCGUCUAGCAGUUUCGAUUCAAAUUCUAAUCAAUUUAUGGUUCAGCUUCAUCAGUAAACUUAUGGAAUUUCAUGUCCUUACUUUUCUCUUUAAUUAUUAGUAUCCCAUCUUCUCAUGCAACGACUUUUCUUUGAUUGGAAGUUUAAUUUAAUCAAAUCCAUGCCCGGAAUAAAUGCUGUCGGGAUGAUUUUUUA